AUGGAGGCACGCAUGGUUGCUCCCAACUCUCAUCAUCGCGUCCAACUCCGGCCGGCUACUGGCGACAUAGAUGCCGCCGCAGCGACGAGCCUCCCAUUCCCAUACGGCCGGGACGCCGUACGACGAAGCAGGGCGGUGCCUGUCCCGUUGCCGCCGGAGAAGGAAAAAGGAGGGCGAGGAUGGCGCGCCUGUGGGCAUCCUCCCGACAACGCGCUCGCUGCGAUCUUCUCCCGGGUGGCCUCGGGCGACGCCGGGGUGGCGCGCUGUGCCGCGACGUGCAGGCGCUGGGGCCGCGUCGUGGCCACGCGCGCCGCCGCCAUCGCCCACGCCCUGCCCAGGCCCUGCGCCAGAUCAUUCCUUCCCCACCUCGUCCUCGGCAUCCUUCACGGGCCAGAGGACGGCGGCAGCCGCACCACCCGCGCGUGGAGGAAGGUCGCCGCUGUCACGGCCCACGGGCCGACUGGGCUGCCCGCCGCCUCGCUUCAUCUGGACUUGGACGGCGGCCUGUUCGCCUUCGCCCGCCCGGUGGCGUCCCGCAACGGCCGCGUCGUCUUCGAGCUCCGGCGCGAGGCCCGUGCCGACGGCCUCACCCUCUGCGUGUGCAACCCGGUGACGGGGGACGCGGCCGUGGUCCCGCCCCUCGCCGGCGAGGACUGCCCCGGCUACUACGCGUGCGCAAUCCUCACCAGGGAAGACCUCGACGUCGCCGCACCACCGCCGCGCUGCACGCUCGGAUUAUUCCGCCUCGUGCUCGUCUACAACCGCCGCGGCUUCACGGCGUUGAGGUGCUACUCCUCCGACGCCGGCAGCUGGGGUCCCCAAGGCCGGAAGCCCGGCGCCGAGAUCAGCAACCGCAUGCUGCAGCAGCUAGGUCCGGCGGCCGUGCUCCGUGGCGUAGCCUACUGGCCCAUGCACCGCGCGGCGUUCGGCGUUCGGCUGGACGGCGCGGCGGCGGCCGCCAUGGACGUGAGCUGGGUGCCUUACAAGAUGUCACACUUCCUGCCAAAUUUCCGGCUGCUGGGCGUGUCGCCGGACGGGGAUCUGAGCUAUGUCAGUGCGGGGAGAACCAAAAGGCGACACCUCGCCAUCAUCGUCGAGACCUUACAGCCGCAGAGCGUCGACGACGACAUGAGCACGGCGGCGGAUCGAUAGGAGAGGCGAGGAUUCAUCCGCCUGCCCCAGUUCGAGGUGCCAGGGGCAACGGCCCUCAAGCUGCGAUGGUUCGGCGAGAAGAGCGGCAUGCUGCUCUUCACCAUCGGAGAAGGCGGCAACCCCAGCGGAUCGAUGAAAGAGGAGAGAUAAAAUAUCACUGACAUGUGGGCUCCACCUCCAACGUGGCAUAACUCGGCAAAACAACUUGAUGGCCAAAUGUGAAUGGUUUUGAGAGUUGGUUGGCUGCGAAUGUCUGAUUUUAGAGUUGCACUGCCAAAUCUGAAUGUACUUGAUAGUUCAAUAAAAAAUGGACUUUACUCUUUUUUUAUUAUAGUUGCUAGCACCUUGAAAAAGAAACGCAACAACUAAAUGCUGAAAGAGAACGGUAGUACGUGGAUCUACUGCAAUCGGUCGGCCAAAAUAGA
Molecule: messenger RNA, 1577 nt
Organism: Panicum virgatum (switchgrass)
Lineage: Eukaryota; Viridiplantae; Streptophyta; Magnoliopsida; Poales; Poaceae
Exons: 2
Coding region: 1-1152 (383 amino acids)
Source: RefSeq, a predicted model, not a curated record